AACGCCUCUGGGAGCCUCCUUGGAUGAGCAAAGCAAUCCUCUGUUGAAGGGCAUGCUGGUAAGAAAUGGAGGAAGUUUUGAAGAUGACUUAUCCCUGGGAGCUGAAGCUAAUCAUCUACGGAGUGAUACCCAAGUGGAAACAUGCAAUGGUGUGGUGGCGAAGGAGAGGAGGCUUCAGUUCCACCAGAAGGGGCGAAGUAUGAACUCUACUGGGUCUGGAAAAAGCAGUGCAACUGUUUCAAGUGUUUCUGAACUACUGGAGCUUUAUGAGGAAGAUCCUGAAGAAGUGCUCUAUAACCUUGGGUUUGGAAGAGAUGAACCAGAUAUUGCUUCAAAAAUUCCAGCAAGAUUUUUUAAUUCAUCGUCAUUUGCUAGAGGGAUAGAUAUUAAAGUGUUUUUGAAUGCCCAAAUACAGCGCAUGGAAGUGGAAAAUCCGAAUUUUGCUUUGACAAGUCGUUUCCGUCAGAUUGAAGUGCUUACUACUGUGGCAAAUGCUUUUUCUUCUUUGUAUUCUCAAGUCUCUGGGACUCCUUUGCAGAAGAUUGGUAGUAUGAAUUCAGUGUCUUCCAGCAAAGAAGCAUCCAGCCCUCCUCCUUUAAAUCGCAGCAAUACAGCUAGUCGGCUAAUGAAGACCUUGUCAAAGCUCAACUUGUACGGCACACAGCAAGCUGAUGGUAGUAGCUGCUCAAUUCCUUCACCUGUUGAAAAAGGGACAAGUAUAGCAGAACCAGGGAGUGAGGAAAAUGAUGCUAAAAAUGAAUCUAAAUUACCAAAACUCUCUAAAAAGAGGGACUCUUCCUCUUUUUUGGCUACUGUAAAGGAAGAGGUAGCCAAUAGUCAGAAAAAUGCUGUGGACAGGCAUAAACCUGCAAACCUUCCUUCUGGGACUGGUGAUAAACAAGAGGGUGCUGUGCCUCCAGCAGAUGUACAAAACAGCAGGUCAGCAAGUGCCCAGGAUGGACCGUGUGAAGAAUUUGGUCUUCUGGACUUGCCAAGCCUCAGCAGCAGUUCCAGUUCAUCCAACAGCAGUGCCUCAACCCAAAGGCUGCCUUCAGCAUUGCCAGGAAGAGACUCCUGUGCUCCCCUUGCAAACCCAUCCAUAAUGAAUCUAAUGGUACAGCAGAAGGACUCCUUUGAGAUGGAAGAGAUCCAAAGUACAGAGGGGGAUCUACCACAUGUUCCAUCUUCUCACCAGCUGACAGUGACCAAGUCAAGGAAAGAUCAGCUGUUACGGACUGCAAGUCAGCACUCGGACAGUAGUGGCUUUGCUGAAGACUCCUCCACGGAUUGUUCUCCAUUUAAUCAGCUUCAGGUUCAGGAGUCUUUGCAGGGUAUGGGAAGCAGUGCUGACAGCUGUGACAGUGAGACAACCCUUACAUCGCACAGUGAGGACCAGAAGACACUGUUAGCCAAGGAACUGCCCUGUUUCGAUAAGUUUGAGGAUGAGGAGGAAGAUGAUGAUGAAGAGGAGGAUGAUGAUGAUGAAGAGGAUGUUAUCUCUCAAGUAGAGAGACAAAAGUUAGGAAUACCUGAGAACAGAAGGAGUGAAGAUAGAGAAGUUACUGACUAUGAAACUGAACAAAAUCAAGGAGGAGAAAGCAAGUCAUCGCAUAUAUCGGAGAUAGUCCAAGGAAAGGUCAGCUCUAAAGAGGAUGACAUCUCCAGUGAGCAAAAAGAAUUGGACCUGCUGGAGGAAGGCAGUUUAUUUGAGUUUCCUCAGUAUCACACGCACCAUAUUCUCAAAUCUUUGGAGUCUCUGGGUGGUGGUAGCUCCUCCCAGUCUUCUGUGGACAGGGUUCAUGUUGCCUUGCAAAGAGCCGAGAUGAGGAUUGUCAGCACUUCUGAUUCCAGGGCUGGGCGCACGCUGCUUAAGUCAAAAGAUCUCCUGAGGAAGCAGAGACUCUGGUUUGCUGAAUCGGGCUAUCCUCUAAGGCGUUCUCAGUCGCUCCCAACAUCAUUGCUGAAUCCAGUGAAAGUGGUGUCCUCUGUGAAUGUGCAGUUAACCCCAGGGAAAGAUACUCUGUGCAGUCCUCCUUCUUUCACCUACAAGUACACGCAUCUGCAGGAAGAUGAGAAAGCAGUGUCUGAGAAGGACAAAAGUGAGCAUGAGGCAGCUGCCAGCCAGCCGGUGUGCAAGUCCACAUUGUUCAUUGCACCUUCAUCUUCCAAAAAAGAAGUGUCCCAGACUGGGCCCAACAGGCUGUCCAAGGAGCCCAGUCCCACCAGGGUACAGAGCUGCCCGCUGCACAUGCCAGCACGUAUGUCCCAGUCGACGUGCUCCCUCCACUCCCUCCCUACUGAGUGGCAGGACAGACCACUCUGUGAGCAUGUGAGGACACCGAGCACCCACAGUGUCCCAAGCAUCUCCAGCUCUUCCUUCAGUGCCUUGCUUUCCCCUUUCACCUGUCCGUUCUCCCCACGGUGUGCUGGAUUUCCUCAUCGGCCGCAUACCAUCAACCCACCCUCCACUGUGGAGAUGCAGCUGCGCAGGGUCCUACAUGACAUCAGAAACUCUCUGCAGAACCUCUCACAGUACCCAGUAGUGAGGAGCCAGGAUCUUUCAGCUGCCACAGGUUACACUACUCAGAGACCAUCCAUACUACCUCUAUACGAAAAUACUUUCCAGGAGCUACAAGUCGUAAGGCGCAAUCUAAACUUAUUUAGAACCCAAAUGAUGGAUUUGGAAUUGACUAUGUUGCGUCAACAAACAACAGUUUAUCAGCACAUGACAGAAGAUGAAAGAUUUGAAGCUGAUCAACUACAGAGCUUGAGAAAGUCUGUCCGCAUGGAGCUACAGGAGUUAGAGCUGCAGUUAGAAGAACGUUUACUUGCUUUGGAAGACCAGCUGAGAAGUCUACACAUGUCUCCACCUUACAGACCUCAGACACAUGUAGGUAUGUAUGGAAGCAGAAGUGCUGAUAAUCUGUCAUGCCCUUCUCCACUGAAUGUCAUUGAACCAGUCUCCGAACUUAUUCGAGAGCAGUCAUUUCUGAAGUCUGAACUGGGUUUAGGACUGGGAGAUAUCGGACUGGAAACUCUCCCAGCAGAGGGUACAGAAUCUGUAUUCUCCCAUGGAAACUCCGAUUCCUCCUCAGUGUGCUCCAGUCACACAGGUAGAAAAGCUGAACUAGCAGGGAAGUCUAAGAGUCAAAACAAGAAGUUAUACCGAGCCUCAGUCGCCUUAACACCAACUCCCCCAGUGAGAGCAUGUGCUGGACAGCAGAUGGAAACCUCCGAGGAGCUUGCUGACUCCAAGUCAGAGGUGGAGCACAAACUUGAACAAGUCCCUCUCAUGCCUUUGCUUGAUGAAAUCCACAAAACUGUGGAGCAGGAUGAGCUGCAGCAAGUCAUACGGGAGAUCAAGGAAUCUAUUGUUGGUGAAAUAAGAAGAGAAAUAGUAAGUGGAUUGUUAGCAGCUGUGUCACCUCAAAGCAGAUCUGCAACUGCAAAACAAGAUACACAGCCAUGAAACUGGUACUGCAGGUUGGAUGUAGUCCGAAAUGCUGUGGGAUUCUGCUUUGGGUGGCAUACACUGGUGAAAGUGUCAAGUUCUUUUUGCUUCAGGAGAUGUUGAAACUGCUGAGAUAGGCUGCUGUGUUGGACGCUUGGUUCUGCGAUGUGUACCUUUCCUUGAGUUCAUCUAUGAAGACUUAGACACUUUAACUAGUUCAUUACUUUCCUUUCAAGCAUCAAGAAAACUGUGGCUCUCUGGAAGGUUUUGUAUUUAUUUGUAUGUCCCUGGUGUAAAUUUUUCUAUAGCUAACUUCUUUGUCUAAUAAUGCGUCAUGAAACUUGAAAAUUUCCAGAUGUAACCAAUUUAUAAAUAACACAAAUGCAUUCAGCCUAGCUUUUUAGAAAAUUAAAUAAUAAU
Messenger RNA from Indicator indicator, 3871 nucleotides. It is a transcript of the gene ITPRID2, whose product is annotated as ITPR interacting domain containing 2. NCBI's taxonomy places the organism in Eukaryota, Metazoa, Chordata, Aves, Piciformes, Indicatoridae. The record is from RefSeq and is a predicted model, not a curated record. The transcript is spliced from 16 exons. Gene Ontology annotation, molecular function: signaling receptor binding. Bases 53 to 3469 code for a protein of 1138 amino acids.